Molecule: messenger RNA, 5013 nt
Organism: Strigops habroptila (Kakapo)
Lineage: Eukaryota; Metazoa; Chordata; Aves; Psittaciformes; Psittacidae
Product: interleukin-1 receptor type 1-like
Exons: 13
Coding region: 486-2204 (572 amino acids)
Biological process (GO): regulation of inflammatory response; signal transduction
Molecular function (GO): interleukin-1, type I, activating receptor activity
Source: RefSeq, a predicted model, not a curated record
GGGCCGUUGGGCGGGGCGAGGCGGCGGCCGGGGCUCCGGCUGGCCGGGCGAGGCGGGGCUUGCUGCCACCCGCUCGGUAUGUGGCAUGGGUCGGGUCGGCCGGGUCGGCGCAGGGAGCGGAUGGAGGUAGCAGGGGUUGAAAUGACAUAGAGAAGUCUUCAAAGCGCUGACUGCGAAAUGAGCUCCUUCCACUGCAUGCUGAAAGGAGGUAAAUUGAAAUUCCAGGAAUGAUCGAUCAGCUCAUUGGCAAGUUACAGGAAAACCACAGACAAGGCAACUAAAUAAAAACUAUGAUAUGAGUGCUUUGUCAGAUGAACUGUCCAAAAGAAGUACGUACUCAGAAGCUGUUACAUUGAAGCGUUGAACUCUGCUUUGUGUUUCCCUCCCUACUACCCCGACACAUCUGCAUAUGAAAUGUUUCAAAAGAAGGAGCUGGUGUGGCUUAUUUGUCACUAAAGUGAUCUACACUGGAUAUAAAACAAAAGAUGACAUCUACGUUUUUGCUUAUUGGCUGUCUCAUUCUAUUGAUACCUCUGCUCAGUGCUGAAGAAUGCAUUAUUUGUGAUUACUUUGUACUUGUUGGAGAGCCUACAGCUGUUAGUUGCCCAAUAUUUAUAUCACCAGCGCUUCAAUCUGAUUACAAUCUGACGUGGUAUAAAAAUGGUAGUGCUACACCAGUAACCACAGAGAGAUGGGCCAGGAUCCAUCAGCGAGAGGACUUGCUGUGGUUUAUUCCUGCAGCGCUGGAAGAUUCUGGACUUUAUGAAUGUGAUGUAAGGAGCCUUAACCACUCUAACAAAAAAACUGUAAAUUUAGCAGUUUUUAAGAACGAUAACGGUUUGUGUUUUAAUGGAAAAAUGAAGUUUGAACAAAAAGUGAUGAGCGGAAAUACUGGAAAGAUAACAUGUCCUGAUCUAGAACAUUUUAAAGAUGAAGACAAUAAUCAGCCUGAAGUACACUGGUAUAAGGAGUGUAAGCCUGGAUUUCUUGAAGACAAGCGACUUCUUUUGGCAGAGGGUGAAAAUGCUGUCUUGAUUCGCAAUGUAACCGUACAAGAUAGAGGAAACUACACAUGCCGUAUGGUGUACACAUAUAUGGGAAAACAAUAUAAUGUUUCACGAACCAUGAGUCUAGAGGUUAAAGAAAGACCACUGCAGAUGAGGCCAGAGUUUAUUUAUCCAAAGAAUAAUACAGUUGAAGUAGAACUUGGUUCUCAUGUAGUUAUGGAAUGUAAUAUAUCAAGUGGCAUAAAUGGCUUGAUUCCAUUCUGGCAAGUUAACGAUGAGGAUGUUGAUAUCUUUGAUAGCACCUACAGGGAACAGUAUUAUGAUUUCUCUACAGAUGUUUACUUUUUACCAUUUUUUAAUGACAGAGAGGGGAUGCCUCAUGGACUUGCUGUAUCUGGAACAAAAUUUAACAUUUCAGAAGUGAAAGUAAAGGAUUAUGCUCAUAAAUUUUUCUGUCACUUCAUAUAUGGUUCUCAACAAUUUACAGCCUACGUCAAAUUGGAAAGCCCAGCUCAGAACAUUCAAGGUUACUUAAUUGGAGGAGGAGUUUCCGUGGUCUUUUUUGUAUUUUUUGCUCUCUUUAUCUACAAGAUCUUCAAAAUUGAUAUUGUGCUUUGGUAUCGGGACUCCUGCCAUCUUUUCCUGGGUAAAAAAGUUUCAGAUGGGAAGAUCUAUGAUGCUUAUGUUGUGUAUCCAAAAAACAGAGAAAGCUGCUUGUAUUCAUCAGAUAUUUUUGCUCUGAAGAUACUACCAGAGGUCUUAGAAAGACAGUGUGGAUAUAACCUCUUCAUAUUUGGAAGGGAUGAUUUACCAGGAGAAGCUGUGAUCAGCAUCGCUGAUGAAAAAAUCCAUCAGAGUAGAAGAGUGAUCAUUGUUUUAGUACCAGAACCCUCCCGUUACAGUAUUCUAGAAGAUGUAUCUGAAAAGCAGCUAGCCAUGUAUAAUGCUCUUAUCCAAGAUGGCAUUAAAGUAAUUCUUAUUGAACUGGAAAAAAUACAGGAUUAUGCAACCAUGCCAGAAUCCAUCAAGUAUGUUAAGCAAAAGCAUGGGGCAAUCCGAUGGAAAGGGGACUUCUCAGAAAGGUCUCACUCGGCAAGUACCAGAUUCUGGAAGAAAGUGCGCUACCACAUGCCGUCCAGAAAAAAUGGAUCUUCAUCAGGACUGCAUUUGUUACCAAAAGACUUUAAUUCUCCCUAAAUAGCAAAAGAAGAAUGACACUUAAUGACUAAUUCCGUUCACAUAGUUGGUGGUGGAUUGAUUGAAGGUCACAUUUAUCUGUUUUGUGCAGACAAUCUUACUCAGAUUUUCUGGACCGAAGGUACUACAACUUCAUCUACAGAUGUGAACCAUUUUUUUUCUUCUGUCCAGAUCAACAGAAUGCUUUGAAAUGCCGUCAGUAGCACAGAGAUGACAUGGAUACCAUGUAGGAAGUACAUGAAGCCUUUUCCAAGAAUUGCACUGCGAUUUGGUGGAAUUCUUUUGGGAUUAGAAAUGAAAGGGGAGAAAAACUAUCAAACACCCCCCCCCCCCCCCCCAAAAAAAGGGCAACACCCUUGGAUUUUUUUACAGUUAAAGUUUGAAUAUGAAGGGAACUGUAUUAAUUACAAUUGUGAUAUUAUGUAAUGGGGAUGGUUGAUGCCAGUAAGUGGGUUUAUUUCAAUUUGUUUAAUGAAAGGACACAAAACUAUUCUUUGUUAGAAGUUCGUUACUUGCCUCGUUCAGUUUGCUGAAAGAUAAAUCCCUUUGCAUUACUGCAUCAUUGUGUUACCGUCCAAGAGUAAAGGUAAGAGACAAGCCCAGCCCGCUCAAAGUGCUAUUGAACCUGACAAAGUAUAAAUAUUCUUCCCUGAUCUUGUUGACAUUGUAAAGAACUGUACCAUUUUUAGUCAGUUGUCCCAUGCAGGCAGCAUGAAAAUGCCACUUUAAUCUAUGUUGAGUCAAAAAAUUAAUCUCUAGAGGAUUUCACACUCACACCCCUUCAUCCCCUCCCCCCCAGUUAAGUGGCUUAAUAUAUUUGUUCUUAUUUUACCCAAAUGGAACAAGUGGCUUAAUGAUACAGACUGUCUUGUGGGGAGUACAGGAUGGUUGGCUUCAUCUGCCUUACCUUAAGGAUCAGAUCAAGGCGCUGCAGGGCACCCACUUCUCGUAGGUUGCUGUUGCUGAAGGAAAGCAAGUUUUCUCUCCUGUUUCCAGCCAAUGAGCAAGCUCCAGCAUUUGUCAGCUCUGAAAGCUGAAGCUGGCUGAACCAGCUAAUGGGAUAGAAACUGUUCUUUUCCUUGGUAUAGUUUUAACCCUGAUUAGUGAGUUUAUCUGGUUCCUGGAGGGUUCAGGGUGCAAUGAGAAAAGAAAAGGGCUGGUAGUACCAUGUAUUUUGGCUCCAGUUGUGUUUAGAAAAUAGAGCUAAAAUUGUUGCUCAGUACUCUUUAAAGUGAGAGAGGUGCUCUGUGUUGCCCCCUGCAGCUGCUUGCUUUUCUUCUUUCCCUCUGCCCUGAUACAAGGAAUCCAAGGUGACCGUGUACUGAAUUUGGCUGGGGCUGGAUGAAGUGGGGCUGGAGCUGCAGCUUCCAAAGAGCUGUUUGGGAAAGGAAGUUGUUAAAACUUAGUGUGCAUAUUGAGUGUAACUAAUGAUGUACUUUCAAUUCUUUUUGGGGGUGAGGGAAUUGACUGAUUUUAAACAGAUUUGAUAAUUCUUUUAAUAUGGCCUAUCUUUUUCCAUACAGCUCCCUUGUCUUGGAACAAGCAACUUACUGUUGAGUCAAACUCCAUCACUGUCCAAACUGUCCUUGAAGGCUGUUGCUAAUACAGUAUUAGGCAGAAAUUUUCCCUUUGAGUCGGUCCUUUGAUAUUUCCACUUUUUCAUCUGAAAAAAAUAAUGCUCUGCAUCCUUCAGAAUUCGUCUAUUCAUUUUGACACUGCAGUGUUGGCUUUUUCUUCUUUCAUGGCUCAAGCAUUUAUCAUCUUAUGCCUCCAUCCUCAACCAAACAAGACUGAAAGUGUGAGAUGCCAUCCCGCAGAAGAACUGCCUAGUGAAUGUCGGAUGGUGUGACCUUCAUGUUCUGCCUGAUAAGUGACAAAGCCAGUGGAAAUAGGUUCCUCUCCUGCCUAAAGUGCUUUGGUUACCUCGGUGCGUGCUGGAAAACUUGAAACUCUGCUUCUGAGAGACAGUGCCGCCUUAGCUUUGUGAGUUGAGUGUGUGUUUGGCAAGAAUGGAAUAAGAAUCUCUUCAUUUCAGGAUAGGAGGGGGAAAUACGCAUUUGAAACAUCAGACUUUCAAACUGUCACGGUACUGGAGUGUUUUGUUGAUGAAUGUCAUGUAUGUAUAUUCAAGCACAUGCUUGUAUUCUGGUCUCAUUCUGUAUUUUGGUCAAGGUGGGAGUGUCAAGGGAGGAUCAGUUCCAGUCAUGAAGUGCCACAUUCAUGUAGCUGUCACACACAGCUUUUAAACAUGGUGUGUAUUCUGUGACAGCCUGUUGUGGGGUAAAGAGCCUUGAGAUACAUCUGAAGUUUCUGAGAUCCAUCUGAGCAAGGCUAAUUGUUUUGGUUCUCAGUGAUAGAAGAACUUAGUAGAACAGAAGCUGUAUGGUUUGGUCACAGACCUCUCCUGUAAGAAGAUACCUAUAUCAAAUGUGAAGACUAGACCCUAGAAGUACUGUAUUUGUACUCUGAGAACUAGGCUAUAAUACUAACUUUACACUUCCACAUUGACAGCUCACACUACACAGGCCAGCCAACAGAGUUCCAGUGACCUUGGGCCUCCUGAAUUAUUUUUACUGGCUGGAAUAGACUGAAUGAAAAACUGCUACUUGCUAUCCCUAACUCUAGAGAUGGGAAAGUUAUUUUACUGAGCCAAAACACUGUUGUUUUUUUUUUUUAAAAACAAAACUUGUUCCUUUUGAUAUAUUUAUACAAAUGAUGUUAAAAUUUUCAUGUGUGUUAAGUAAAGGCAAUUUGAAGAAAGGUAAUUUUUUAAUUCAUUAAAAGCACUACAUAUUUCUUUCCCACUGCA